Messenger RNA from Cercopithifilaria johnstoni, 1416 nucleotides. NCBI's taxonomy places the organism in Eukaryota, Metazoa, Nematoda, Chromadorea, Rhabditida, Onchocercidae. The record is from the annotation of a GenBank genome assembly.
AUGACAAAAGCAAAAACGUCUGAUAACAAUAUUUAUCAACGGAUAUGUUACUUUAAUGAACCAUUUGCGUAUAUUUGCAUCAAUCAUCAAGUGAAUGAUUAUUGCUCAUAUUGUCUAAGAAGACCCGAUAGCUGCAAACUUUACAAAUGUUCAAAAUGUAAAUUUGCAAAAUAUUGCAAUAAGGAAUGUCAAUGUUUGGCAUGGAAGAAAUAUCAUCGUGCCGAAUGUCAACGUUUAGAAAUGGUCUUUCCAAAUUUACCACUUACCGAAGUGUUAUUUCUCAGUCGAAUAAUCGAUAAGGUAUUAUUCAUCGAACAAAAUGGUGAUAAAUAUAAAUGGGAGAAAGAUAGGAAAUGGAUUAAUUUAAUGGAUCAUCAAGAUGAUAUUCGAAAUGAUAAGCCUAAAUAUGAUCAUUUUGAAAAAAUUUACAACAAAAUGGCAAUAUUUCGAAAGGAUGAAAUGAUUGAAAAAGUGAAAUUUUUUGAAAUUUUUUGCAAAACAACAAUUAAUUCACAUUCAAUACAUACAAAUGCUGGUGAUGAAAUUGGUUUAGCACUUGAUUUAGGCGUAUCCGUUUAUGAUCAUUCAUGUCGUCCAAAUUGUUCGCUUGUUUUUGAUGGAUUUCAUGCCUAUUUAAGGCCAUUAACUUCAGAAACAAAUGCUUCUGAUAUACAUACAGCGUAUAUCAGUUAUAUUGAUAUUGGCCGAUCACGUUAUCAGCGUCAAAAAGAGCUUAAGUCAAAAUGGUAUUUUGAUUGUCAAUGUGAACGAUGUAUGGAUCCUUCGGAUGCUAUUUUAACAUCAAUACUUUGUAUAAAUAAGCUAUGUGAUGAAGCAUUGAUAAUUACGGAAGAUUCAAAACCAACAAAUAUUACAUGCACAAAAUGUGGACAAAUUACAACCGAAGAUCAUGUAAAAAAAUGUCAGGAAUUAAUGCUCAAUCUUCCGGUUCGAUUUAAUAUCGGAAGUAAAGCCGAAGAGAUUCAGGAAAAACUUAAUGAAGCAAUAAAAUAUUUGCAUUCAAAGAAUAUUUAUGUGACACGGUUAAAAGCAGCACUUCUUCAUGUUACCGGAACACUUGAAGAUAAUUUAUUAUUCGUUCAAAAAAGUGUCUAUGAAAAUUACAGAUUGUGCUUUCCACGAUCUGAUAGACAUCUUGCAUAUCAAUUAUUGAAAAUUGCCAAAUCAUAUAUCGAAAAGGGUGAAAGAAAAGAGGCUGUAUCAUAUGCAUAUGAAGCGAUGUGUAUAUUUGAAGUAUGCUUUGGUCUCAAUCAUCCUUAUUAUCUUCAAACUCUUGCUCUUUGGACAUUUCUGGAUCAGGAAAUUUCAAAAACGGAUGAUGAACUGAUUGCAUUAAUGAAUUUCCAGUCUAAUAAACCAGUUGAUUUAUCUGAAAUUUUGUUAAACAAACAUUAA